UGUCAGAAGAAACGAACCAAUGGUGUUGCGAUUCGUGGUGUAACUGCUUUGGCAUGCAGCUGCUAAGGUUUGACAGUUUUUCGGUUCGACAUCAUCAGCUGGAAUCUUUUCGAAGGUAACGUUAUGGAGACCUGGUGAAGCUCCAGUAUGGCCUCAACCCAGUCUGUGUUGCUGCUAGCAGUGUGCAUCCUGAUGAUCACAGAGUUCAUUCUGGCUAAGGGGGACUACUACGACAUCCUGGGGGUGCCCAGAGAUGCAUCCCAGCGCCAGAUCAAGAAGGCCUUCCACCGGCUGGCCAUGACACACCACCCUGACAGGAACAAGAGCCCAGGGGCCGAGGCCAAGUUUAGGGAAAUAGCAGAAGCAUAUGAGACGCUAUCAGAUGAUCAGAGGAGGAGGGAGUAUGACCAAGUUGGCCACGGGCCAUCUGAUUGGGAGAGAGCAGGAGGAGGGGGAGGGGGCAGUCAGCACUUCAACCACAAGCCCUUCAGCUUCAACUUUGACGACAUGUUUGCAGACUUUGACUCGUUCGGCCAACAACAGCAACAGCAGCACCACCACCACCAGCACUCCCACCACAAGAGGCACUUUGAGAGUCAGUUCCAUGCCCACCAGGAGGCCUCCCAGGGCAGACACAAGAGGCCACUCCAGGGUGGCUUUGGAGGUGAAGGACUGUUUGAUGACAUGUUUGAGGACUUGGAGAAGAUGUUCUCCUUCAACGGGCACUCUGCAAGGACUGAGAGCAGGUUCCAAGGCUCAGCAAAGCAUCACUGCAGGACAGUGACACAGCGCAGAGGGAACAUGGUGACAACAUACACAGACUGCUCUUGAGGCAAUGCCUAGCCCACGCUCUGCCCAGAUACAUCCCCCAGAGCGCCCAAACGCAGAGGCCCUACUGUGUUUUCUAGAAAGGAUUGGAUAUUUAAGUAAGAUGGGGACAGAUCAGCUAGCCUAUCAGAGGUUAGCUGAGUCUGCUCCUGUCCAAUCCCCUUUAAGACCUACACGUUUGUGUGAUUGCUGGGAGGAAGUAUCUGGACAAAGAUUUUCAAACAUAAUAUUCCUAUUUUCACUUAGGAAGUAGGAUAGAACUGAUUGGUUUUGUUUUUGAAUUGAUGUUAAAUUAUCACUUUUUGAGGGAAUGUGUGGUUAGGAUUAUUAUCUCUACAAACAAACGACUUUGAUUUCAUGGUACAAUAAGAGGCUUGGAAGCAAUAAUGCUCAUGUUUGACCCUGUCAAGCUGGACUCAUCUUUUAUUUUGAAAGUCGUUGCAUGUUGCGUCUGACUUAGGUUUGAAUAGUUUUUGUUUACAUCAGUCAGUCAGAGACUAUCAUAUUGAUGCCUUCACCCUCCAUUCUCAGGAUUUAGCCUACCAUAUUUAGACCACAAAGUAAUAAGGUUUCUUCAGAGACGUGAGUUUCUGAGCUUUGUGAUUGGAUUUUUCACUUGAGAAUGGUAGGCUAUUGUGAAUAUUUUUACCAACAGGGCACCAAAGUGCCAAACCCUUUAAGAUUGUAUUAAUCCAAUUUUGUAUUAUUCAACUCAGAGGAAUUCCAUGUAAAGGACAUCUUUACACUUCUCUAUU
Messenger RNA from Osmerus eperlanus (European smelt), 1583 nucleotides. RefSeq names its product dnaJ homolog subfamily B member 9-like. The transcript is spliced from 3 exons. Gene Ontology annotation, molecular function: misfolded protein binding; protein-folding chaperone binding. The record is from RefSeq and is a predicted model, not a curated record. Lineage: Eukaryota; Metazoa; Chordata; Actinopteri; Osmeriformes; Osmeridae. Gene Ontology annotation, cellular component: endoplasmic reticulum. The coding region runs from base 148 to 831 and encodes 227 amino acids.